Messenger RNA from Monascus purpureus, 1489 nucleotides. Lineage: Eukaryota; Fungi; Ascomycota; Eurotiomycetes; Eurotiales; Aspergillaceae. The record is from the annotation of a GenBank genome assembly.
CCUAAGAGCAAGAGUUAGCGACACUAAAAGCCUGCGUAACUCUGGGCGACCCACCAGGCUAUCUAGAGACGCUCCACUGUUUUCUUCUUUUGCCUUAAUUUUUCUUUUUCCGUUGGAACUUUGGAAUGCGCUUCUGCGUUUCUGCGGAGACAAUGGCCGCCGCCCCUCCGCCGUUAUAAAGCGCGGCUUUCCGCUUAUCGACUUCUUCCCCUCCACGACUGCUUCUGCUUGUCCCUGUUCUCGUCCCUGUUCUUGACCCAACGCAACCCCCAGAUUUGCCUCAAGACUUUCAGGAACAAUGACGCAGCUAUCGACCAUUCCCCAGAGGUUCCUCUCAAAGCCCAACCAGCUGGGCCUGGUGGCCGUGGGGUUCAGCGGGGGGCAGGGCAAGCCAGGCGUCGAAUCGGCCCCGCUGGCCCUUAUCGAAGCCGGACUUAUCGACCAGCUUCGUGACGACCUGGGCUAUGAGAUCUACCAUGACGAAAAGGUUCACUUCUACGAAUCCAUCCUGCCCGCCUCCGACCCGGACCAUCGAGGGAUGAAGAAGCCCCGCACCGUGAGCGCCGUCACGCGCCAGCUGAGCCAGCAGGUGUACGACCACGCCAAGGAGGGUCGGCUCGCUCUCACCCUCGGUGGUGACCACUCGAUCGCCAUCGGGUCCAUUUCUGGGUCUGCCAAGGCUAUCCGCGAGAGACUGGGUCGCGAGAUCGCUGUGAUCUGGGUCGAUGCGCACGCCGAUAUCAACACGCCCGAGCUGAGUCCGAGUGGGAACAUUCACGGCAUGCCGAUGGCCUUUUUGACCAGACUUGCCCAUGAGGAGAAGGAGGAUAUUUUCGGCUGGUUGCAGGAUGAUCAGAUCGUUAACACCCGGAAACUGGUGUAUAUUGGUCUGCGCGACGUCGAUCGUGGUGAGAAGAAACUGCUCCGGGAUAACGGGAUCAAGGCGUUUAGCAUGCACGAUAUUGACAGGUAUGGUAUCGGGCGGGUUGUCGAAAUGGCCCUUGCCCACAUUGGAAACGAUACUCCCAUCCACCUGUCCUUCGACGUCGAUGCGCUGGACCCACAGUGGGCUCCCAGUACUGGAACCCCAGUCCGUGGAGGGUUAACUCUUCGUGAGGGUGACUUCAUCUGUGAAUGCGUCCACGAGACGGGCAAUCUGGUCGCCAUGGACCUUGUCGAAGUCAACCCCAGCUUGGCAGCACCGGGAGCCGCGGAGACCAUCCGCACCGGCUGCUCGUUGGUGCGCAGUGCAUUGGGAGAUACGCUUCUAUGAAGAUGACGACGUCAAGGCGUUAAAGGGCAUUGGGCUGUAUGACUAUGGUAAUUGUGGAGAUGAUUGAUUUUAAGUCUUCAUGUUAUAGACCAAUAAUGCUGGACUUCAGACCAGUAUGUAGAAUUAAGGAUCGAUGAUUGAUUUUGACAUGCACGUUUAGAUAUUCCAUGUAGGCAAGGCAACGAAUGCACGUCGUGGAAAAGAUUCUUAGAUAAA